This is a messenger RNA of Aspergillus mulundensis, 444 nucleotides long. RefSeq lists its product as uncharacterized. The record is from RefSeq and is a predicted model, not a curated record. The transcript has 3 exons. Lineage: Eukaryota; Fungi; Ascomycota; Eurotiomycetes; Eurotiales; Aspergillaceae. The coding region runs from base 1 to 444 and encodes 147 amino acids.
AUGGCCGCUGCCCCCAAGAGCCGUACUGGACUGUACCUUGGUCUCACCGCUCUCGGUGCUGGCGGUUACUACUUGUACCGCGCUGGAGGCGAACCCAAGGUUGCGAAGGAGGAGAUGAACUACGACAUCAACAAGGCCCGCGCCAAAGCCCCCGGAGCCGAGACAGGCGAGAGAGCUGGUGAGCGUGCUGGACUGGAAGCGAACCUGAACAUCGAUGAGGCUGCAAACCAACCCGUAACCAAGAACACCGACCUGGCAUCCCAGGCACAGCGAAAGUUCGACGACUUGAGCCAGGCGGGCAAGGACCAGGCGGCGCAGGCACAGAGGAAGCUGGACGACCUGAGCCAGGCCGGUAAAGACCAGGCGAGCAAGCUGAGCCAUGAGGCGGAGCAGAAGGCGGCCGAGGCGAAGAGCACAGUGUCAGGCUGGUUUGGCCGGAAGUAG